ACCAUGAAAGGAGACAAACAAAGGCUUACAGUGAGAGAAAGCGACACCAAAAGUGUGUUUUUAGAGAGAGAAACACUAUAAUUAACGCCAUUUUCACACAAACAUCAACCAAUUCGGAACCUAAACCAUCAUCAACCCUUGCGGUUUCCGAUCUGCGUCUUUGUAACCCAAUAUUCGCCUUUCUAGGGUUUUGUUUCCAGAUUUACCACCAUAUUGCUAUCACUGUUUGUUCAUGAACUCUGUGUUAUAUGGAGCAUCGAGGACCGAAUAUUCUCUGUUCUGAAGAUCUAUUGUAUAAGGAGCUAUGGAAGGCAUGUACAGGGCCGCUAGUGGAUGUUCCAAGAGACGGAGAGCGAGUUUUCUACUUUCCUCAAGGUCAUAUGGAACAGUUAGAGGCAUCAACGAAUCAGGAAUUAAGUCAGGCGAUUAGUCUCUUCAGCCUCAAAUCAAAGAUCCUUUGUCGUGUUGUUCAUACGCAGCUACUGGCUGAACAAGAUACGGAUGAGGUUUAUGCUCAAAUCACUUUACUUCCAGACGCAAAUCAAAGUGAUAGCGAUCCCACGAGUCCCGAAGAAUGCGUUGCAGAGCCUCCUAGACCAAACGUUUAUUCUUUUUGUAAAGUAUUGACAGCAUCGGAUACGAGCACGCAUGGCGGGUUUUCUGUGCUUCGGAAGCAUGCAAAUGAAUGCCUACCUCCCUUGGAUAUGACUCAACCGACACCUACUCAGGAGUUAGUAGCCAAAGAUCUUCAUGGAUUCGAGUGGCGUUUUAAGCAUAUCUUUAGAGGUCAACCCAGAAGGCAUUUGCUUACAACUGGAUGGAGUACUUUUGUUACUUGUAAGAAGUUAGUGGCUGGGGAUUCGUUUGUAUUUCUUAGGGGGGAAAACGGUGAAUUACGGGUAGGAGUCAGACGUUUUGCCCGUCAACAAGUCUCCAUGCCAUCUUCGGUAAUUUCUAGUCAGAACAUGCACCUUGGUGUGCUUGCAACUGCAUCACACGCUGUUGCGACCCAAACCCGUUUUGUUGUUUACUACAAACCGAGGACAAGUCAGUUCAUUAUAAGCUUAAACAAGUAUCUAGAAGCGGUAAACAAUAAGUUUACUGCCGGCAUGAGAUUUAAGAUGCCAUUUGAGGGCGAGGACUCUCCGGAAAGAAGAUUUACAGGGACGAUAGUUGGAGUUGAAGAUAUAUCUCCUCAGUGGGAAUCCUCUAAAUGGCGAUCGUUGAAGGUUCAAUGGGACGAACCUGCUUCUAUUACGAGACCAGAAAGGGUUUCUCCAUGGGAAAUCGAAACACUUGCAACUCCUGUUCCAACAUGUUCGGUUCAACCAGUGGCGCCGAAAACUAAAAGGCCUAGACCUUCUGUUGAAAUUCCAACACUUGUAACUCAUAUGAGUUGUACUCCUGAUGGACAAUCGAGUUGUUUUCAAGAUUCUUGGCAUUUAAGUCAAACUGAAAACGGUAACAGUGGCUGUCGUUUUACGACUCAAAUGGAGCCAAGCUGGCUAUCAUCUUCCACAGUCACAGCUUCUAGAAACAUGUUUAUUACCGAAACUGAAGAUCAAAAAGGUCUCUCCACCUGGUCAACUGACAUGAAGAAAUCUGAAAGUAUUUCAAGCUGUAGACUAUUUGGUUUUGACUUAAAGGUUCCUACCAUAAGUGAUCUUACACCCGAGAUAGAACCGUUAAUUCCGUCAAAUGUAUUUCAUGCGUUUGCUGAUGGAUAUGUGCCACAUGUAUCAUCCGUUUGGAAUUCAGACCAGAAGUCCGACCUCUCGAAAGAUUGCAAAGAUCAAGGGCAGUUGCAAGUGUCACCAAAAGAAGUACAAAGCAAACAAAGCACCUGUACACGUAGUCGGACCAAGGUUCAAAUGCAAGGGAUGGCAGUUGGUCGUGCGGUGGAUUUAACUGUACUAAAAGGGUAUGAUGAGCUUAUAGAUGAACUCGAAGAAAUGUUUGAGAUUAAGGGGGAGUUACGCCCUCGCAAUCAGUGGGAGAUUAUCUUUACUGACGAUGAAGGAGACAUGAUGCUCGUGGGUGAUGAUCCGUGGCAGGAGUUUUGUAUCAUGGUUAAACGGAUAUUAAUAUGCUCGAGUCAAGAUGUCAAGAAACUGAAAACUGGCAGCAAGUUUCCUCUUUCUUCUGUAGACAACGAAGUGUCGGGAUUUACUUUGGAAAGUAAUGAAAACUAAAUAUUGUUUGUUUUUAGGCGCCUCCCCUUUCGUCGGCUUCGUAGUUUGUUUUGAGAAAUAGGGUGCGACUAAUUUGGUGGUAGUUUCUGUGAUCUCACCUGCUUGAAGUAUUAGAAUUAGGGCAUGUUGAUAUUAGAGGUUUGUGUGUGGAGGUUUGAAUGUUGAUGGGGGAAUUAUGUCUAGUUUGUUUGUGAUUGUAAAUAUGCUGAAUUGCUUUUAUGGACUAUGUAGUUUGACAUUAAUGGAUGUAAAAUUUGCUAGCC
This is a messenger RNA of Helianthus annuus (common sunflower), 2455 nucleotides long. Its product is annotated as auxin response factor 9. Gene Ontology annotation, cellular component: nucleus. Gene Ontology annotation, biological process: response to hormone; regulation of DNA-templated transcription. NCBI's taxonomy places the organism in Eukaryota, Viridiplantae, Streptophyta, Magnoliopsida, Asterales, Asteraceae. The transcript has 14 exons. The record is from RefSeq and is a predicted model, not a curated record. Bases 249 to 2192 code for a protein of 647 amino acids. Gene Ontology annotation, molecular function: protein binding; DNA binding.